GGAUCAGUCGCUCUCGCCGUCUCAUCUCCGGUGUAUCCGUUCCUCCUUCCUCCAUCCACACCUCGAUCGGCGGAUGGUGGCACGUAGUUUUCCUCGCCACGCGCGCGGGGCCGUCGUGGUGGUGGUGGUGGCUAUGGCGUAGAGAGGAAAAGGAUCCGUCGGACGGAAGGCGGAGGAGGCGGGGUUUUCUUUCUUUUCGUUUCGUUUUUUUUUCCCCUUCUUUUUUCGGUGCUGGUGCGCCGCGCUCUUCUUCUGCGCUGCCAUGGUGGUGAUGUGCUGCCGUGCGAGGUGAGGUCAGGUUACGUAGAAGCCAGGCGGCCGUGUGGGUUUGGCUGUCCGUCCAUGGAUGCCGGUGAGGGUGGCGGCGCGCCAGCCGCGGCGGCGGCGGCGGCGGCGGCGGGCGGUGGUGGUGGUGGCUCGAAUGGGUUUAUUCACGCCGUGGUGCGGUGCUACUCCUCUCCCCUAUUCUUCUGGCUCCUCACCGUCGCGCUCGUCGCCGCAAUCCACCUCGCCUCCAGCUUCAUCUCUCCCUCCAGGGACGAGGAGGAUAAGGAGGCAGAGAGGAAGGCGCGGCGCGGGAGUGGUUUCGCCGGCGGCGGCGAGGACGAGGAGAGGGAGGAGGAGACGGCGGGCAGGAACGACGACAGGAUUCUGGAGAUGAUGCGCAGCUUCAGCUUCAUGCAUACGAGCGAGGAGGAUUUCAUGGAGGGCAUGGUUACGUACGACCAUGUCGUCGCCAGGAUGGCGCCGGAGCCGGUGGCGCCGCUGCCGCUGACACCGUCGCCGCCGUCGACCUUCAGCUUCAAGUUCCAGCACCAGUUGCCCGAAAUUCUCCGAGAGACGACGGUGGUUUCGGGAGAGAUACCAGUGCAAGUAGUGGAAGAGCACGAGCCGGAGAAGAAGCCGGCGAUCGCGUUGGAAUCGGUGGCCAAGCAAGAACGCGAGCGAGAAGCAGAGGAAAGAGAGGUAGUCAUGGGAGAAGAAGAAGAAGAAGAAGAAGAAGAAGAAGAAGAAGAAGAGCAGGGUAGGGAGGUCAUGGAGGCGGCGUCGCCAAGGAUCGUCGCGACCACGCAUAACUACCGGUUCUUGACGGAGCGAGACUUCCGGGGGUUCGUCAAGGAGCCGGAGGCCAUCACGGUGCGCGUCCAGGAAUCCUUCGUGCCAUCGCCGCCGCUGGCAGCUGCGGCGGCGCCGGCGCCGGCGGCGUCGCAGCCUGAGGAGCGGCGAGUGGUCGACGUGCCCCCGCGUCGCGGCUUCCUCACGGAGAGCGACUUCCGUCCGUCGAACGAGCCCGGCGCGCGCCGCCCCCAGAGCGUGGCGUCGCCGGAGAAGAGAGCGCCGUCGCGGAUACGGAAGCCGGCGGCGAGCUCCCCGUCUGCCGCGUCGAAGGGCAGCGCCGUGAGCGGGAGGACGAGCUUCGCGUCGGAGUUCUCCGGCUUCGGCGGCGACUCUGACUCAGAGUCAACCGCCAGCGACGGCUACUCGGUGAAGGACCUCGCCGUCGACUCCGACAGCGACUGGUUCCUCUCGGAGAAGGACUUCCCAGCGGCGGCCGGGCACGACGCCGGCAGACUCAAGAGCUACUACAAGGCCAAGGUGCUCAAGGCACUGGACGCCCUCGACGAGUCGGCUUCCAACCUGGAGCGGUCUUUCCAGGAUUCUGCGACGACGGUGUCGCCGGGCUCGGUCGGCCGGGCAUCGCCGGACAGCAUCGCCGGCGGCUCCGCCAAGUACCCCGAGGACAUGUGGUCCCGGAGCCCCUCGCCGGACGCCGAGUACAAAGAAGACAAGCACAAACGAACCGGCGAAGAAGCCGAGGUGAGGAACAUGGAGGAGGAGGAGGUGAGCUUCGACAUGAGCGACGACGAGCGCGCUCCUUACUCCGGCAGCAAGAAGACAGCAGCAGCAGCAGCAGCAGCAUCGCCGGUGCACGACGCCGAUUCUGAAGACGAGAACAGCAUGGAUCACUCAGAGAAGGAAACCAUCACCAUCAAUGAUCAUUCGUUCGAGUCUGUCUCCGAUACCAGGAGGAGCCCAGAAGCAAUCUCCGACAGAGAAUUGGAUGAUCUCUCGUCUCAUCGUGUUCAUGUUCUUGAUGCCAAGAUGAGCUCGGAGCCAACAUCAGAAAGGGAACUUGUCGGUACGAACGUUCAUUCAUCUGAACUCAUUUCUGACGACACUGAAGAAUCUGCAGCUACAAAUGAUCAGUUACAGGCAGCAGUUUCUGAUGACAAGCGAAUCCCGCGUCAUUUGGAGGAAGAAUUUGCCGAUACAGAUGGUCAUUCACAUGAACUCAUUUCUGAUGUUUGGAAAGAAAUUGUCAGUGCAAAUGAACAGCCAUUAGCGGCUCACGACGAAAAAAGCAACCUUGAACCAUCAGAAAUUGAAUUUGUUGGCACGGACGAUCAACCGGUUGAGACUGUUUCUCAUGAUCAGAUUGCAAUCGUCAGAACCCUGGAUGAUCCUUCAUUUGCGAUGGUUUCGGAUGAUAAGAGCAUCCCAGAGACUCCAGAGCAGGAAUUCAGUGCAAAUGAUCAUCCAAGUGGACUAGUCACCGACGUCAGGAUCAGUUCAGAGACUACAGAAGAAGAAAUUGAUAUCCCAAAUGAUCGUCCAGCAAAUGCCACUCGACAUGUAACCUUCUCUGUCGAAGAGAAGGGGAAGGUGCUGGACGAGGUGGAGGAGGAUCAAGAAGACAAGUGGAAGGAUUUGACAGAGGAGGAGGAGGACGAGCUGGAGUCACUGUGGGAGCAUCAGGAUCUGAUAGAACAGCUGAAGCUGGAGCUGAAGAAAGUGCGGUCGAUCGGGUUGCCGACGAUCUUGGAGGAGUCGGAGACGCCAAAGGCGCCGAUGGAGGAUCUCAAGCCAUGGAGAAUCGAUGCCAAGUUCCUGCGCGAGGAUCCGAUGGACGAGCUGAACAAGUUCUUCAAGAGUUACAGGGAGAGGAUGAGGAAGUUUGACAUAUUGUGCUAUCAGAAGAUGUAUGCAAUAGAUUUUCUACAGCUCAGAGGGCCUCAACAAUCGGCAAACUCUCUAAAAUCCUUAUCACCAACGGUGACGUCCAUCCUUUCUCACAAUUUCCGGUCAUCACGUCGAAAAUCACCCGAGGACCCGUCAGAAAGGUUUCUCAAGGAACUCAGGUAUGACUUGGAGACGGUUUACGUCGGGCAGAUGUGCUUAUCAUGGGAGUUCCUCCGGUGGCAGUACGAGCAGGCCCGCGACCUGCCGGAUUCCGAUCCUUACCACAGCCAUAAUUACAAUCAGGUGGCUGGAGAAUUCCAACAAUUUCAGGUAGUAGUGCAGAGGUUUGUGGAGGAUGAGUCCUUCAAGGGCCCUAGGCUGCCAAACUACAUCAACAACCGAUGUGUUCUCCGGAAUCUCUUGCAAGUACCUGUAAUUAAAGAGGACAGCUUGAAGGACAGGAUGGAGGAUCAGCGUAAGGGGAACUAUGUUAUAACGAGCGAGGAGCUGGAGGAGAUCAUGGAGGAAUGUAUGCGCGUUUUUUGGGAGUUCAUCAGGUCCGACAAAGUCGAGACGACGUCGGUGCUCAAGGGUUUGUCGAGCAACCACGUUGAGCUCCAGGACCCUUUAGACCAUGACCUUAUGAUGCACAUCCAUGCCACGUUGCAGAAGAAAGAGAAGAGGCUGAAGGAUCUCCUGAGGACUGGCAACUGCAUCGUGAAGAAGUUCAAGAAGCCCAAGGAGGACAAUUUGAACCAGAACCUCUUCUUCUCGCAGGUCGACAUGCGGCUCGUGGCACGGGUUCUGCGGAUGCCGAGGAUCACCAGCGAGCAGCUGCAUUGGUGCAAGGCGAAGCUGGACAAGAUCGCACUUGUAGAUAGGAGGAUCCACAGGGAGGCUUCAUUUUUGUUGUUUCCCUGUUGAGAGUACAUACAUAUAUAUAUAUACACACAUGCUUCUUUUGUUCUUUUCCCCCUUCAUAUAGCAUCUCCACCAUGUAAUCCCCGGCUUGUAGGUUUUCUUAACCUUUUUAGUAAUCCAGCUCCUUACACAUGUCAAGUGAUUACAAUUGUAACAUGAUUAAAACAGCUCAUAAACCACAGAGUCCACACGGCAUAUAGUACUUACAGUACCUUAGCUAGAAAAUUAUCAGUGUAAUAAUCACCAUUUCCUCUCAAGAGAGAGAACACCUACCAGAAUGCAGAGAUU
Oryza brachyantha (malo sina) is the source of this 4170-nucleotide messenger RNA. Its product is annotated as neurofilament heavy polypeptide-like. The coding region runs from base 343 to 3885 and encodes 1180 amino acids. The transcript is spliced from 5 exons. The record is from RefSeq and is a predicted model, not a curated record. NCBI's taxonomy places the organism in Eukaryota, Viridiplantae, Streptophyta, Magnoliopsida, Poales, Poaceae.